This is a messenger RNA of Ixodes scapularis (black-legged tick), 4180 nucleotides long. RefSeq names its product ashwin. Gene Ontology annotation, cellular component: tRNA-splicing ligase complex. The transcript has 4 exons. The coding region runs from base 22 to 579 and encodes 185 amino acids. The record is from RefSeq and is a predicted model, not a curated record. Lineage: Eukaryota; Metazoa; Arthropoda; Arachnida; Ixodida; Ixodidae. Gene Ontology annotation, biological process: embryonic morphogenesis.
GCAACAACAAAAUCGAGCGCAAUGGCGGCGGUGGACCCUCUGUCGUCUUCUCCGUCUUCUGGGAUGGAAGAUGCGGAUUUACUGUAUCCGGAGCUGAUGUCCACCGAGGCUCUGCUGUCCUUAUUCAAAAAGAGACACGUGAGCCAUCCUCGACUAGAGGAACUAGACAAGGACUCCCUGGUGAAGCUGUACCGGACAACGCUGCUGCCCUUGCCGCAGCGUGAAUACGGGCAGAGUCGGGUAGGGAAGCGACUGGCGGCUUUGCAGAGCAGUGCCGACAGCCGCCACCAAAAGAGGAAGGCAGACUCGGAGGACGCUGUGCCAUCGACUCGGGGUAGUGGAAAGAGCCAUCCUCAGCAGAGUUCGAGGCUAAAGCCCCCUCCAAGCAUGCAGGGGUCCAACGACACCAAACCCUCCAAGAAGGCCAAGACCCCCUCGAUGGGGGAGGGCGACCAGGCCUGGGGCGCUUGGGAUAAGCCAAAAUCGAAGCCAAGCAAGAAAACAAGCCCAAGAAACCACAGGCCUGAAGCGGAAGGUCCUCCUAGCAAAAAGCAGCGAAACCCAAUCACAUGGCCUUGAAGAAGUCGUUGAGUCUCUCACCGUGUGCUGCAUUGCAUAUAGGUACAACUCAGCCUUGCAAUCCAUGUUGCAUUAUACAAAAAAUGCACUGCAACCCUGUCUACUUUCUUAACUUCUUUAUUGGUGCUAUUCGUUUUCCAACUGCCUCUCUUUUAGUGUAAUAUUUUGUUGUGCUAUAGAAUCAGUCAUACUCACGGUUGUUGCUAGAGUCACCAAACCUUUUCAGCGAAUUCCUGGACAAGAUGGGGUAUGAGAAGACAGUGGGUUGAACUUGAGCUUGCAUACAUCGGUAUGAAAGCUUAACCUGUUCUACUUGCUGCAACAUUCACUCAUCGUAAGCAGAAGUGAACCGAGCGAUGCUGAUAGCAAAGUACAUGUGUUAUAUUGGCAGCAGGCACCUUCCCUAAGUGGUAGAUUGCAGCCAUCAAAGGCAGAAGCAUCGAGCAAGUGCCGACGGCAGGGACACAUGCAACAUCUUGUGGCCGUUCGGGGGCUUUGCCACAAGAGUAUGGUCAUGGUUAAAAGGAACACAAACCAUGGAGCUGCUACCAAGCAGAACCUGCAUCACCUCAUAAUGGAGGGCAAAGGAAAUAAAAGGGACCAGUUCAUCCUUCAACCUAUGGUGCUAGGUUUGUGCUGUCCCACGAUGCAUCCCAACACAAACAAGAAAUGUGAAGUGGUAUCGCAGUGAAUUGGCUGCUCAGAAUCCUGCAAUGCCUUUAGCCUUUUCGCUACAAAUGACACUGCCAUUGUCCCCUCACUGUCAUUGGCCACACAGUUGUCAACAGUCUUUGGUUUCUGCGCAGGAGGAAAUGCGACUAAAGACCGAGACAAAUAUCCAACGACACACACCGACGACAAUCUUAACAGAGCAGCACCGCCGACUUUUGCCAGGCAGCUUUGCGAACUCUGAACGGCCAACGCUUCAUCGUUCAUCUCUCGUAACCGUGAGAGUACCUAGGCAUGUGUUGGUAGUCGAGUAGUUCGAUUCCGCGAUUCCUGCCCAUGCUUAUCACGAGAACAUCAAAAUGGCAUUGGUGCCUUCCUUGUCACUCCUCCAAAAACUGCGCAAAUUCUUUGGUUGCUAGAGACUGCUGUGGAUGAGUACAUAGAAAUGGAGCUCAUUUCGAAAGAAUGAUUAUCUGAAACCUAAAAGCCGACCUCACUUUACUGUAGGCUGUCCCGACACGAGAUUAAGGUAAAAUCCCGCAGAAGUGCACACUUCAUUCAAGCGCCCACUAAUAACAUUUCCCAAACUUGGGAAUUCUGCAAGUAUACUAUAUGUUAACCGCCUGACUUGGCCAGACAAGGCCCCAUAUCUAGAUUAAUCCAGUUUUCAGUGAAAAUGGGGUGGGCGCUCCCUCAGCAUUUUACGGUAACAAGACGGCAAAAAGUGUGCACGUUCAGAUGUUCAUUGAAAUUGCCAGCACAGGAGAUAAGGAAAACCACUGACCAAAUGCACAACAGGUGUUGUUUUCAUAGAUGAUUACAAUGAUGACAGCACGAAAUAAUACACCUUAUUGCUAGUGUGAAACGGAUCAGUUUUAUUGUUAUAUACUGUGGGGACCGAAGAAAGAGAAUAAGGAUGGCUCGGGGGCCUCUCCUUGGGCACCAAUAUGGAGAUGAGAUGACCACUACAAACUAUGACAAAAGAAACAUCACACACAAGUGUGAUGCUUCUUCUGUGUUUGGUACAAAAAAGAAAUGGACUGCUUGGAGUGACUAACAAGUAAGGGCUUUAUGAGCCAUGAAAAUGCCUUUGUGCAUCCCAAAAGGUUCGGGACCCCCAUUUGAAAACUACUUACCCAAAAAAUCUGGAAGACAGCAAUCGUCAUUGGCCCUAGCAACCCUGCUGCCAGUCAAGCUCGCUUUGUUCAGCUCUCCAACACUGUAAUGCGGCUUUGCUGGCUCCUAGCUCCCAAAAGUCUCUAUACGAAUAGAAUUAAUGCUUUUUAUUGCCACGCAAAUUCUAAAAAGAAAGACAUGGCAGCUUGAUGACUCGGUUCCGUUGCACCAUUUUCAAGUUGCUGCCCAGGGCACACGCCACGUGUAGUGGUACAAUUGGUGCUCUUGCUACUCUUGUAACUCUCGUACCUGGGGCUUUGAUGCCAGGAGGAUGGCUGCGCAAUCGAGCGAUGGUAAACAGAAGCAUGGAACAUUGAGCCAAAUACUUUACCAGGGAGAAUACAUUCCCCUCCGUUCAUUCGCUGGAGACAGUGCACCAACACCGCUAAAUUCCCCCUAGAGGCGCGGACAUCCGAGAGAGUGCACGUGUGACGCCGAGGAAGAGGGCUGCCGUCGGUGCACCGAGAUACCGGGUUCGCCGAGACAGCAUAGAUGGCCGUCUCGACCGGCCGUUCGAGUGAUAGACGGCAGCACCCAAUUCAAGGGGGAAAACCCUGGGGCUGUGGCACACAAACAGCCGCUGGAGCUACGCAAAGCCUGUCCGUGCCAAGGCCAUUGGAUUUCCGCGAAGCAAGAUGUAUUCCCCUAGUAAAGUUUUUGAUCGAGAGCGCAGGACCGUACAAAGAACAAGAAGGGGCAGAAAGAAAUUUGACACGGGAGGCGGUGUAAUGCAACUGCUCGUUUAUUGUUAAUUAUUCGGUCUUGUCGUUUAUUAUAAAUAGUGGCGGGAGAGAUUACAGUGUCGGCCGGCCACACGCCUCGUGGGUCCAAAGUACAUUGCGCAUCCCGUGUGCACAGCAACAUGCCCUCAGCCCUCCUCCUCUUCAUUGUCGUUCUUUCUCUUGUUUUUCUCGCGUAAGAGAGAGAGAAAGAGGGGGAAUGAAAGGUGACUGGUGCGUCGACGCGCCGUAACCGUGAGAAACAGAUGCACACACACUCUCGGACCACGUGCACUAAAAGGGAGGAGGCUUUUCUCUCUCUUCUCUCUCUCUGCAUGAAGCCUAGUGCCUCUGCUAAGCCCCUGGGGGAGGAAUCAAAAGGGGAGAGGGGGAAGGAGGAUGUUUGUGUAUAGCAGGGAGUCGACUAUCGUUUUUUUAAACCCUUUGUUAUUUUCAUUUUUUUUUGUGCGUUUUUUUUUUUUUUUUUUUCAUUUGGAAGAGAUGCAGGGAUUUAGUAGCUCAGCGGAAAGCGAAACCAAAAGAUGCAAAAUAGACUCGUCUGCUUUCUGUUGGCGCUUCCGUAAAUGUGGGAAUGUUUUCACCUUUUUUUUUUUAGUUCUUUUUCUUGUUUUGUCAUGUUUUUCUGGUUGAGAAUUCCCCACACGGGGCAUAAAAAGGGGGGUGGUUGUCGUCGUUGUGGCGUUUGGAAUGUUUGUCUGUGCUAGGCGUGGUGGCAUUUAUGUCUUGCGUGUCUCUUUUACGCGUGAAUGAUUCAAAUGAUUCCCGAACUAAGGAUUUUUUCUCUCACAAAGGCAGCGUGGUUUUUGAUUCGGGGACACUCGGUUGCUGUUUAGUUUAAGGUGGGUCAAGAAGGGAAGCCGGCUUCAAAUACUGACAAGAAAUACUACUAGUACCACGCUUUUGCACUCGACAGUCGUCUUUUCUUCCCCAUCUGUCGUUUCAGGGGUUCCGGAAUAGCGUCAAGACGUACCGUGUGCGACAUCAUUCAUUGCAGUGAAACUUCAUUGAUCAAAAAU